UGUUGUACGUGUGCUGACAGCGGAACUGAACAAUCGAGAGGGAGGCUAUCUGCUAGAAACCAACACAACAAGAUGGAGGUGGAGCAGCUCCUGUCUCUGUCAGGCUCAGCACUGGCCCAGGCUGUCAGCUCCCUGCUGGAGACCCCAGGCCUCUACGUCUUCUCUGACAUCCUGGAGCUGCCUAAUGUCAGAGAGCUGGAGAAUGGCCCUCAUGCACCAAUGUACCAGCUCCUCAACCUCUUUGCCUAUGGAACCUACUGCGACUACAAAGAGAGAGCAGCCUCUCUUCCAGAGUUGACCCCAGCGCAGAGAAACAAACUCCGCCACCUGUCCAUCAUCAGCCUGGCAUCCAACCUCAAGUGCCUGCCGUACUCACUGCUCCUCCAGCAGCUCGAGCUGAAGAAUGUGCGGGAGCUAGAGGACCUGCUGAUCGACGCCGUUUACUGUGACAUCAUCCAGGGCAAACUGGACCAGAGGAACCAGCAGGUAGAGGUAGACUGCAGCGUGGGUCGUGACCUUGGUCCCAACGAGCUCCCAAACAUAGUCAACACGCUGCAGGAAUGGUGCACAGGGUGUGAGGCAGUGCUGUGUGGUAUUGAGGAGCAGGUCUCGAGGGCAAACCAAUACAGAGAGAGCCAGUUGAAAGUCAAAGUCCAAGUGGAAACAGAGGUGUCAAACCUACAGAAAACGUUAAAGGCCAGCGCCGCCUCUCCGUCGUCAGGUCCCGCCCCCGCCGGAGCUGCCUCCAAUCAGGACGCAGACCAACCCGCAGAGCCACGAGACCCCGCCUCCUCUCAGGAACCCCGACAACCAGGCAAAAAAAGUUCAAAGGUGAAAGGGCUGCGUGGCAGUGGGAAGAUCUGGUCCAAAUCCAACUAAAGACAAGAGACUGAGAUGUGGAGACGGAGGCACUGAUAGACACUCACUGAUUAACGGACACAUGGACACGUUGACGGAUAUACGGAUGUUCACGGACACCUUCGUCUUAUACACACUCGUCACAGUAAAACCAGGAAACUUCAUGGGAACUUUUCUUUUCACCACGUCUCACCUUGACGGAUUCGGAAACAAGCACUGGCUGAUGGAAAAUGACAGGUGUGACAUCCACUUUUGCAGUUGUUAAUAGCCUAACUGGCGGACUGUCAGUGUACACACACACACUCACAUACACAAGUUUCCUCUAACACAUAAAGACACAACAGUCUGCAGCAAGAGUCAGUUGCCUUUGACCAGAAACAGGAUCUGUGUAUUUGACGCGUAUGUGUGCAUCUCUAUUGGUUUAAAAUGUUCUUUUAGUUUCGAUUAAUUCUUUGUUGCUUUGUUGUUGUUUUUUUCUCUCUGCUGAGUUGAGACAUGUAUAAAAUCAGAAUAUAAAUUGUCGGGAAAUAAAACGAAGCCCUGUACUUAC
Epinephelus fuscoguttatus (brown-marbled grouper) is the source of this 1408-nucleotide messenger RNA. It is a transcript of the gene cops7a, whose product is annotated as COP9 constitutive photomorphogenic homolog subunit 7A. The transcript is spliced from 8 exons. The coding region runs from base 73 to 879 and encodes 268 amino acids. Gene Ontology annotation, biological process: COP9 signalosome assembly. Lineage: Eukaryota; Metazoa; Chordata; Actinopteri; Perciformes; Serranidae. The record is from RefSeq and is a predicted model, not a curated record. Gene Ontology annotation, cellular component: COP9 signalosome.